Molecule: messenger RNA, 3806 nt
Organism: Aedes albopictus (Asian tiger mosquito)
Lineage: Eukaryota; Metazoa; Arthropoda; Insecta; Diptera; Culicidae
Gene: ple
Product: tyrosine 3-monooxygenase
Exons: 8
Coding region: 466-2100 (544 amino acids)
Biological process (GO): dopamine biosynthetic process from tyrosine
Cellular component (GO): perikaryon; cytoplasm; axon
Molecular function (GO): tyrosine 3-monooxygenase activity; iron ion binding
Source: RefSeq, a predicted model, not a curated record
UAAGGGUAUCAUGCAUUCAUUGGUUUGCUUGCUUUUUGCAAAGUAACACAGAAGGAAGAAUUGUUCGUAAUUUUCGCUAACUCAAACAAGUUUCACAAAGUUCUACUUGGAGGAAGGUAGUUUUGCUGUAACAGAAGUGUGAUAUCUGUAAAGUGAAGAAAAUUUUCCCAGACAAACGAGUUCCAGUCACAACUCGUGGUCAUCACAGGAGGAUAAACAAGGAUAGCAACGAGUUUUAGCACUAGACGGUACAAUUCGACAUUUUGGAGCAAUUUCGCGCUGAAAACCGAAGUGUUUGAAAGUGAAAGGCAACUUUGCAGAAAAUAGAAUACAAGUUUCAAAAGAGAACAUUUUGCGGUAAAACAGUGAUCCCAACGGAUAACGGAAAGUAGCUUGGAAAAAAGCUCAGUUCUUCAAAUCUUAUACGAGAGUUUUAAGGAGAAACCCAGUAAACACAUACAGAAAAUGAUGGCUGUUGCUGCUGCCCAGAAGAACCGCGAAAUGUUCGCCAUCAAGAAAUCCUACAGCAUCGAGAAUGGUUACCCAUCUCGCCGCCGUUCCCUAGUCGAUGACGCCCGCUUUGAGACGAUCGUAGUCAAGCAAACCAAGCAAACGGUUUUGGACGAGGCCCGCACUAAGGCCAACGAAGAUCCCAACUUGGAUGAUGCCGUCCAAGAACAGCAGCUGCAAGCUGACGAAGUUCCAUACCAAUUGGAAGAUGAACAAGCCGCCUCUCAGGAUGAAAUUGACGACGCUGGCCUAACGGAGGAGGAAGUCGUUCUUCAAAACGCCGCUUCCGAAUCGCCUGAGGCCGAAAAGGAGGUGGUCCGUGCCGCCAUCGUAGUGCACCUACGCGACGGCAUGGGCUCCCUCGGACGUAUCCUGAAGGCUGUCGAGACGUACCACGGCACCGUGGUGCACCUGGAGUCACGCCAAUCGCGCAGCGAAGGCGUCGUGUUCGAUGUGCUCAUCAAGGUCGACAUGGCCCGGGCCAACCUGCUGCAGUUGAUCCGCUCACUGCGGCAGACCGCUUCCUUCGGUAGCGUUAGCCUGCUGUCCGAGAACAACGUGAGCGUGAAGGCCCCGUGGUUCCCGAGCCACGCCUCCGAGCUGGACAACUGCAACCACCUGAUGACCAAGUACGAACCCGAUCUGGACAUGAACCAUCCCGGUUUCGCCGAUCAGGUCUACCGUGCCCGUAGGAAGGAAAUUGCCGAAAUCGCUUUCGCUUACAAGUACGGAGACCCAAUCCCGCACAUCAACUACACCGAAACCGAGAACAAGACCUGGUCCGCUGUGUUCACCCGCGUCAAGGAACUGAUGAGCAAGCACGCCUGCUCCGAGUACGUGGCCGUGUUCAAGAAGCUGGAGGACGAAAAGAUCUUCGUCAAGGAACGCCUGCCGCAGCUGCAGGAGAUGAGCGACUUCCUGCGCAAGAACACCGGCUUCACGCUGCGUCCGGCCGCCGGUCUGCUGACGGCUCGGGACUUCCUGGCCUCGUUGGCGUUCCGCAUCUUCCAGAGCACCCAGUACGUCCGGCACAUCAACUCGCCCUACCACACACCAGAACCCGACUGCAUCCACGAACUGCUGGGCCACAUGCCCCUGUUGGCCGAUCCAAGCUUCGCUCAGUUCUCCCAGGAGAUCGGUCUGGCCUCGCUGGGCGCUUCGGAUGAGGAAAUCGAAAAGCUCUCUACGGUCUACUGGUUCACCGUAGAGUUCGGCCUGUGCAAGGAAAACGACGAAGUCAAGGCCUACGGUGCCGGUCUGCUAUCGGCUUACGGAGAACUGCUGCACGCCAUCAGCGACAAGCCCGAGCACCGCGCAUUCGACCCGGCCAGCACGGCCGUCCAGCCCUACCAGGACCAGGAAUACCAGCCAAUCUACUACGUCGCCGAGAGCUUCGAGGAUGCCAAGGAGAAGUUCCGCCGCUGGGUCUCGACCAUGUCCCGGCCAUUCGAGGUCCGCUUCAACCCACACACCGAGCGCGUUGAAGUGCUCGAUUCCGUCGACAAGCUCGACACCCUGGUGUCACAGCUCAACACAGAGCUUCUGCAUCUGACGAACGCUAUCGCCAAACUGCGACAACCGUUCUGCUAAAGAGCUGCAAGAAACUAGCUGCGAAUCCUGUGUCGUCUCAUCAGAUCCGAGUGCCAUCGGGUUGCCGGAAGCUGUCGGCGUUCGAAAAAUCGCUGCAGCCAUCCCGUCUACCCCCGUCCAGCACUCGCGAUAGCCAAACUAACCCCAACGAAGAAGCAAAUGACGAACGACCCCGGAUAUUCCAGAUGGUUUUAUUUUAACUACUUCACACGAUCAACAGCCAAAAACUGCAACAGGUCAACAACAGUAUUCUCACACCUCUCUCUCUAUGGGACCCAUCCUGGGACGCCAGGAUGCAGCCCAACCCUACGGAUCCUACAACCCCCAAGUCCCACGUCCCACGAUGACGCAACAGAUCAACACCCCAACAAACCUCGAGGUAGCUUUCGUUCAUAUUUUCCGGAGAAUAUGAACGCACCACACAAGCAGGAGAUCGACCGUGAACCCAUCGAGGAUCACGGUAGACGAGACACUUUCAGGCCCAACUUUUGGAAUUCGAACAAAAUUUCGCGAUCUGAGUGUUCAGCGAAAUCACCACUACCACCUUUCAGUUCCAAAGGAUCCAAUUGAAACACUAUCUGACAGGCACAAACCCCUGUUGCGACCCCUUCAAAUCCCCUGCACCCCUACCUUCAAUUUUAUAUUUUCAUAAAAUAUCCCUAUUGUACAUCGAUCACUGUAGAGUAGAGAUACUUUGUAGGAACCUAUCUUUUAUUUAAAGAUUUGUAAUUUAAGUAUUAUUUACUAUUUAAAUUAGCGGUAAAUCUUAAAUUAUUCCAUUUUUGAGCUAGAACGUGUUGCAGCUUCUUCUCUCUCAGACGAGGCGUGGAGGGCCCCUCUCUCGCUCCGGGCUUCUUGAUUAGGGAGAUCAUUACCCGUCAGGCCACCACGGAACCAUCCGACGAUCCAUCCGUCACCACCACACCCCCUCCAUCCACCGCCCUUUGGAAGAGUGACUGCUUCCGUGGGCAAAACUCCAUCCGGAUUUCGGGGGGCACGGACCCGACGGGCCCAGGAUCUCGGACGCCUCCGUUGGCCAGCACACCGGCGAAGAUCCUCUCAAAAGAGCGGUCCAAACACUACCCCAAAGAGCAGCAGAGGCCCCUCCCGCGAUUAGCUAGCGGAACGUGCGCGCGAAACGUUAGACAUAAGUUGUGCAUCAAACAUCAGAACACAUCAAAACAGCCAAGUCUGCAACCAUCCUCGACUGUCAUCUCAAAUGUGUUUGUUUUUAUUAUUAUUUUUAUGCAAAGCAAAAAUUUUAUAUUUAUAUUUUUUAACUAAGCACAUCCACACACGCAAACGAAGAAAAAUCAUGACAAAAAAAAUCUUGCUAUUGUACACAUAAACACAUGUGCAGCAAAACUAUACUUUUAAUAGGUGUCAAUAAAUAAAAAAAACUUAUGUGAAACUGCAUGUAAAAAGUCUAAGUCCAAAAUUCAUCUAUUCCAACCCAGGAGAAAAAUGCGAAAAAUGCUAAGCAAAGCCUAUUUGUUGAGAACAAAACAUCAAAAAUAACAAACAACAAACGUAUGUGUCUGCGAUAUUGUAUAGGAUUUAAGGAAUGAGCGUUAUUUUUGUUGUCCGCAAGCAAACAAAGCGAAUGAGUUGUACAAUUCGAUUGAUUGAUUGAAUGAUAUAAAAGAAAAAAAAUCAUGUGAAACGAACAAUUGUGACAAAUAAUCAGUGGAAACAGCAAAACAUUA